GCUGCCCGAGAACCAUGCUUGCUGCUGCCCUCCUGAGCCUGGCCCUGCUGAGCAGUGCCCACCCCUGCUCCACGGGCCCCCCGUAUGUGGCAGACAUUGUGUGCCAUAUCACCAAGCCUGCCUUCCUGGUGUUGAGCCAGGAGACGACCAAGGUGAUCCAUACAGCCUUCCGGUGGGCCAGCUACCCCGACAUCAAGGGCGAGAAGGCCAUGGUGCUGCUUGGCCAUGUCAAGUACGGUCUGCACAACAUCCAGAUCAGCCACCUGUCCAUUGCUGGAAGCCAGGUGGAGCUGGCGGAAGCCAAGUCCAUCGAUAUCUCCAUUCAAAAUGUGUCUGUGGUCUUCACAGGGACCCUGAACUAUGGCUACACAAGUGCCUGGGGGUUGAGCAUUGAUCGGUUUGUGGACUUCGAGAUCGAUUCUGCCAUUGAUCUCUAGAUCAACACUCAGCUGAUCUGUGACUCUGGCAGAGUGCGGACCGAUGCCCCUGACUGCCACCUAUCCUUCCACAAGCUGCUUCUGUAUCUCCACGGGGAGCAUGAGCCCAGGUGGAUCAAGCGGCUGUUCACAAACUUCAUUUCCUUCACCCUGAAGCUGGCCCUGAAGGGACAGAUCUGCAAAGAGAUCAAUGUCAUCUCCAACAUCAUGGCUGACUUUGUCCAGUCCAGGGCUACCAACAUCCUCUCCGAUGGAGAUGGGGUGGACAUCUCCCUGACUGGAUUGUCUGUCAUCACAGCCACCUAUCUGGAGUCCCAUCGCAAGGGUCAUUUCAUCUACAAAAGCAUCUCGGAGGACCUCGUCCUGCCUACCUUCUCACCCUCACUGCUGGGGGACUCCCGCAUGCUCUACUUCUGGUUCUCUGAGCAAGUCCUGGACUCCUUUGCCAAGGCCACCUUCCAGGAUGGCCACCUCAUGCUCAGCCUGAUGGGGGAGAAGUUCAAGGCAGCACUGGAGACCCAGGCCUUGAACAUCAAUCAGGAAACCUUUGCAGAGCUUUUCAGCAGCUUCCCUCCUAGCCAGACCCAAGUAACCGUCCAUUGCCUUACGAGGCCCAGGAUCUCCUGUCAAAACAAGGGCAUCAUUGUCAGUUCUGUGAUGGUCAAAUUCCUCUUCCCACACCCAGAUGGGCAACAUUCAGUGGCUCACACUUUUGAAGAGGAUAUCAUCACUACCAUCCAGGCUUCCUAUUCCCGGAAAAAGCUCUUCUUAAGCCUCCUGGAUUUCCAAAUUACACCAAAGACUGCUUCCAAUGAGGCUGAGAGCUGCUCCGAGGCUGUCCGGAGCUUCCUGCAGUCGCUGAUCACCACGGUGGGCAUCCCUGAGGUCAUGUCUCGGCUCCAGGUGGCACUCACAGCUCUCAUGAACAGCAAAGGCCUACACUUCUUUGACCUCAUCAACCCUGAGAUCAUCACUCAGGAUGGCUCUCUGCUGCUGCAGAUGGACUUUGGCUUCCCUGAGCAUCUGCUGGUGGAUUUCCUCCAGAGCUUGAGCUAGGAGCCCCAGAGGCUGGGAUGGAGCUCAAACUGCAAGGCACACGAGAACUCUGGCAUCUCCCUCCAUCCCAGUGGAGUCGGUGCAGUAGGGAGUAGAGACUGCCUCCCAAUUUUUCCCUGACCUAAAGGGCACUGACAUUAAAGUGCCGUAUCCAGGAACUGGAAGGUACAGUACUUCUGUGAAUGGGGGGACACGGGACAGGGCCAGGAAAGGACAGGUCUUGCCCACCCUGCCCUCUUACUGGGUGAAUCUGGCAAAUCCACCCUGGUGUCCACCCUUUUUCAGCCCUUCCGUGGCUGCUCCCAACCCCUGCAAGCUCCUCACAGCUGGAGGAGAAAUCCAAACUGCUCACCUCGGGAUUCAAGCUUCUGCCUGGCCGGCCCCUGAGUACCUUCCAAACUAUUUACAAUUUACCCCUCUCAGCCACACCCCUAUCCUUGCUACACCAGAGCUACCCGCUUUGCUGAACAGCCCCAACAAGCUACUUCUCUGGCAGGUGGCCCCUGCUUGAAGCCCUACAGCGCGCCCUCACCCUUCCAGGACUACAUCAAGGCGAGCUCGUCUGAGAAUCUGCCUAUCACCUA
Heterocephalus glaber (naked mole-rat) is the source of this 2077-nucleotide messenger RNA. It is a transcript of the gene Cetp, whose product is annotated as cholesteryl ester transfer protein. Lineage: Eukaryota; Metazoa; Chordata; Mammalia; Rodentia; Bathyergidae. The record is from RefSeq and is a predicted model, not a curated record. Gene Ontology annotation, biological process: high-density lipoprotein particle remodeling; cholesterol homeostasis; low-density lipoprotein particle remodeling. Gene Ontology annotation, cellular component: high-density lipoprotein particle. Gene Ontology annotation, molecular function: cholesterol transfer activity; cholesterol binding; phosphatidylcholine binding.